AUGACGUGGCUGCUUGAUGUGGCAGGUGACUUGGCUGCUGACUGUGUCGAACGGCUGACGUGGCAGUGUCGAAUUGCAGGAAACACGCAGCCUGGUGCAGGAGCUAGCUCUUCUGGAGGGCUUACAGGCAACACAAAUGAGACUCCAGGAGAUCCAUUACCUACUAGCUCUACAAAGCUAGUGGGUCAAGCAUUUGAACAGAAUACAAAUCUGAUAUGGUCUUGGUUAAUGGAUGAUGAAGUCUCGACAAUUGGCAUUUACGGAAUGGGAGGAGUCGGUAAAACGACAAUGAUGAAACAUAUCCAUAAUAAGCUUCUAGAAAGACCAGGCAUUUCUCAUUGCGUGUACUGGGUGACUGUGUCUCAGGAUUUCAGUAUUGGAAGAUUGCAAAAUCAUAUUGCUAAAUGUCUUGGCUUGGAUCUUUCAAAUGAACAUGAUGAUCUGUGUAGAGCUGUUAAAUUGUUAAAACAACUAAGAAAGAAACAAAAAUGGAUUCUCAUUUUAGAUGAUUUGUGGAACACUUUUGAGUUACACGAAGUGGGAAUUCCUGAGCCAGUCGAUCUAAAAUGUUGCAAGCUGAUUAUGACAAGUCGAUCUAAAAGGGUUUGUCAAUGGGUGGAUAGACGACGCGAAAUCGAAGUGAAGCCACUUUUGAAGAGUGAAGCUUGGAAUUUGUUCAGGGAGAAACUUGGACAUGACAUAACACUUUCUCCGGAAGUGGAACGAAUUGCAAUGGAUAUUGCAAGGGAAUGUGCUGGUUUGCCAUUGGGUAUUAUUACAAUGGCAGGAAGCUUGAGGAGAGUGGAUGACCUACAUGAGUGGAGGAAUACAUUGAAGAAAUUGAAAGAAUCAAAAUGUAGGGACAUGAAAGAUAAGGUAUACUGUGCAUUAUUUCCUGAAGAUCAUGAGAUUGUAAGGAAGGAGUUGAUAGAUUAUUUGAUCGAUGAGGGGGUAAUUGAAAGAAUGGAGAGCAGGCAAGAAGCGGUUGACGAGGGCCACAGAUAUUGA
Molecule: messenger RNA, 1008 nt
Organism: Populus euphratica (Euphrates poplar)
Lineage: Eukaryota; Viridiplantae; Streptophyta; Magnoliopsida; Malpighiales; Salicaceae
Product: probable disease resistance protein At5g63020
Exons: 2
Coding region: 1-1008 (335 amino acids)
Molecular function (GO): ADP binding
Source: RefSeq, a predicted model, not a curated record